AUGAAUUCGACUACAUCAUCCAAAGAUAACCCGUUGAAUAAAAUCAUAGGAUUAUCAGUUGUUUUAUCUAUGGGAUUCCUCUUAGUCGUUUUAGCAGGAAUAUAUGGCAAUUGGUUCCCCAUUAUCAAUGGUAUAAUAUUUGCCAUUGCACAUUUACCCGUUGCUAUAACGAAAGCCAUAUCUGAUUCUAGUGAUUAUGAUUUCAGCUUUGAUCCUGUGUCGUCCUCUCGAGGAAGCAUUUUAAAAGAAUUUGGUCAAUUUACAUCUGCAUUUUUAGUAGUUACAGGGUUCUAUCUACCUGUAUUAUUACAUCAUUCUCAUAUAUUAACAAGGGUUGCUAUGAUAUUGACAAUAAUAGGUGGAAGCUUAAUUUAUGGUACUGUCUUUAAGUUUAGCCUGUACUUUGACGAAAGUGAGGACCAUGAAACUGAAGACUUUGGAGGUGUUAUCUAA
Molecule: messenger RNA, 453 nt
Organism: Debaryomyces hansenii CBS767
Lineage: Eukaryota; Fungi; Ascomycota; Pichiomycetes; Serinales; Debaryomycetaceae
Exons: 1
Coding region: 1-453 (150 amino acids)
Biological process (GO): late endosome to vacuole transport via multivesicular body sorting pathway
Cellular component (GO): Vps55/Vps68 complex; endosome
Source: RefSeq, a predicted model, not a curated record